This is a messenger RNA of Argiope bruennichi, 2015 nucleotides long. RefSeq names its product major facilitator superfamily domain-containing protein 6-A-like. The record is from RefSeq and is a predicted model, not a curated record. Bases 281 to 1939 code for a protein of 552 amino acids. NCBI's taxonomy places the organism in Eukaryota, Metazoa, Arthropoda, Arachnida, Araneae, Araneidae. Gene Ontology annotation, cellular component: membrane. The transcript has 5 exons.
AUUUUUGUUUUCGGAUUGACAGAAGCCGGUGUCUAUUCUAAAUCGGAUGUCAUUAAGUGCUCCUAAGAAUGAAUUCGUUUUAAAAAUGCCAACAAGAUUUCUGUUAUGUUCUUCGAUUUCGAAAAUUAAUUUACACAUUCCGGAUGUUUUGAAGCGGAGACAAAAGAAAAAAAAGGAAAUUGCAUCCUGGGAUUGAAGUGAAUAAAUGUGGUCGUCAAACGCAAUUUAAAAACCAUUAAAAACUUUCAAACUUCUUCCGUCACAACUAUCAGAUUAGAAAAUGGAAGAGGAAAAAUUUUUCCACGUAAAUAAGAAACUGAUUCCAGCUAAACUUCAUUACCUCUUUAUGUUCGGUGGUUAUGGAGGAGUCAGUCCAUUUUCUACUUUACUUGGUAAAGGCCUCGGUAUCAGUGCUACUGCUGUUGGAUUCAGCAAUACAACCCUGAUGGGUUUUACUCUGUUGUCCAAACCGUUCAUGGGUUCAUUAGUGGAUUACUUCAGAAGCAUAAGGUUCUUUUUGAUCUUACUCAUUCUUUUAAAUGCGUUCAGUUCUUUAAGUCUCCUUUUGUUACCACCUAUUGAAAGAAAGCCACAAGAGCCAAUACAUCUGAGACUUCGAAUAUCAAAUAAUUCUCAAGACUUUAUUCCUCUCCCGUUUUCAUUCAACAAUGCAUGUAUCAAGGAAAUAGCAGGAGAUUCAGAAAUAAGCUGUUAUGCAGUUCUGUUUAAAAAUACUUCAAGAAGUAUAAACUAUGAAGAAAAGGCGAACGAAACCAAUGAUCUUCAAGACUUCCAAACUUCAAACCUGACAGAUUUUAAUAAUAAUAACAAUACCAUGAAUGCGACAUUUUCUAUGUAUGUAUCUUUAAACAAUCCUGAAAAUAUAAGCAUGUCCGAUUUAGACCAAUCUAAGCUGUUACAUGUUAAAUGUGAACCUGAAAUAAACUCCUGUAAAUUUCAAGACGAAGGUUUAGUGAAUGAGUAUGAAACCUACCAGUUUUGGGCAUUCGCGUGCCUACUCAUAAUAGCAGGAUUAGCUUCAGGAAAUGCUGUUUCUCUUUCUGACGUUGCUUGCUACGAAGUUCUAGGCGAAAAAAGACAUCUUUAUGGUCGUCAACGGCUCUUUGGAACUGUCGGAUGGGCCUUGGCAUGUCUUCUUAGUGGUUACCUCAGUGAUCUUGCUACCGGAAACAAAAUAAACAAAGAUUAUUCUCCAGGAUAUUAUGUCAUGGCGUGUUUGCUGCUGAUAGACACAUUCAUUUUGUUCAAAAUGCCAUCUGUCAAAGUGAAACUAUCUACUGACAUAUAUAGAGAUGUAAAAAAAGUAUUCCACUCCAACGAAAUAAUACUUUUCGCCAUCGGGGCAAUUCUGAUUGGCUCCUUUGCAGCAAUCAUAAGUUAUUACGAAUUGUGGUACUUGCAAGAUCUAGGAGCCAGUCAAAGUCUAUUGGGAUGGGCGAUCAUUGUUCAGUGCUUAAUAGCUGAGGCGCCAUUCUUCAUAAUCUCUGGAUGGUUUGUCAAGAAAUUUGGAAGUUUUAACUGCCUCAUCGGCUCCUUCUCAGCAUAUGCACUUCGAUUCGGUUGUUAUUCGAUCAUCACGAAUCCAUGGUGGGCGCUGCUCAUUGAUACCACUCAUGGGUUUACAUUUGCUAUGUUUCAUGCUGCAAUGACAAAUUUUGUGUCAGUGAAAGCCCCUGAUGGAGUUGAAGGCACCAUGUUUGGCAUUUUCGGUGGGCUCAUUGAUGGAAUGGGUCAAGCUUCAGGCAGCCUUCUGUGCGGAGCAGCGUUUGACAAGUUUGGGGGGCGUUUGACAUUCACAAUAGCAAGUAUCUUCAGUGGAACAUGCGCAUUAGUUUUCAUUAUAUUGUCCAGACUCUUAAAUAAAUGUUCAGAUAGAACUAGAAAAAAUGAUAUUUCUUUAGAGAAGCAAACACCAUGAACUUUAAAAAGAAAAUCGAAGAGCUCAUCAAUAGAUAUCCAUAUAUAUAUAUUAUUUAUAGAAUAUUGAAAUUUAA